AUGCAAAGGUCCAGAAGGCACAGCGGCCCGCUGCAAACGCUGCAGGGCUUCUCUGCCUACCUUACUGAGGCAGACGUCCUCAUGCUACAGGAUGAGGCAAUGGCGCCGCUUAAGCAGGACAACGUGAGCCGUGGCGGCUCCCAGUCGCUGUUCGACUUGGAUGUGAUCACGCCUUCCAAGCAGGGCAACAUGAGGGCGGAGCAGCAGUGCCAGGUGAUGAGCGCCGCCUACAGCCGGAGGGCUGCUGAAAAGCCUGCUGAAGAUCUUGAGGCUGAGGGCGACACCGCCCCAGUGACACCGCCCAAGGAAGGGCGCCUUCUUUUGGAAAGGUCCCGACCAACCAUCAAGCGCUCUAGAGAUGAUGCCUUGGACAUCAACACUCCGUUUGGAACACUCCUACUUUCACAGCUAGCUCCAUUGGCCCCAACGACGGCUGGCGGGACAGAAGAAUCGUUCGAGUUUACCUUUGUGAACCCAUUGGCCUGGAUGUACCACCUUUGUGCCACCUGUACCCAGUAUGCCGACCUUGUGAAGAACAUGUUCCAGGCGCGGCCCAAGGGCCGACGCGGCCCGCUGGCAGCCAUGCCAGGCAUGGCAGUCGGCUGCGGGCUGCAGUGCCCGAUCGGUGCACAAAUCAUCGCUGAGUGCAUCAGAUCGGAGGAUCGUAGAGCACGGAAGCCGAGACUGCAGAUCCUCGCUGCGAAAUUCGAUAUAGCGGCUGGAUGGACGAAGAACGACAUCGACUGGGUUCGUCGCGAGCAUGGCGGAUGCAUUCCACGUGACAAAGCCAUCAGCCUUGGAAGGUAUCAUCUUGAGAGGUAUCGUUCCUGGCGGUAA
Messenger RNA from Effrenium voratum, 837 nucleotides. NCBI's taxonomy places the organism in Eukaryota, Dinophyceae, Suessiales, Symbiodiniaceae. The record is from the annotation of a GenBank genome assembly.